Messenger RNA from Symbiodinium natans, 1176 nucleotides. NCBI's taxonomy places the organism in Eukaryota, Dinophyceae, Suessiales, Symbiodiniaceae. The record is from the annotation of a GenBank genome assembly.
AUGGCGUGCCUGGUACCAUGGGUGGCCGUGGGGUCCAUGAAGGGCAUGGCAUCGCCUGGUACAUGGCCGGGCGGAGCGGGUGGGGAGAGCCGGGAGACCGCGUAUGGGUCAGAGGAGAGCAAGAGGGGAGCGGAGUGGGCGGGCGUGCCGUGCAUGAGGCUGCUUGGAUUCAUCAUCAUCCUCCUGAUCAUUGCAGCCGUUGCCUCGAUGGCAGUGAACGCGACAGGCUCUAAAGCAGAAGACCCCUUGUCGUACACGACGGGCAUUGCAAUUUUCGUGAUCGUCCUUCUCAAUGCAGGGAUCGCUGCUUGGACCGAGCACAAAGCCGGAGACGCGCUGGAGGCGCUCUCCAAGAUGACCCAAGCAUCAAUCUAUGUGGUUCGAGAUGGGCAGGAAGUCCAGAUUCCCACCAACCACGUGGUUCGCGGCGACGUGGUUGUGCUGGGCACGGGCGACGUCGUCCCAGCGGACAUGCGCUUAGCAGAGUCGGAGGACCUGAAGGUCAGCGAAAUGGCGCUUACAGGCGAGCCCGAUGAUGUUUCCAAGACAUGGAAGCUGAAGCCUAAAAAGGAGGGCGAACCGGAAAAGUUGACACCCGAAGUGUGCGUGUUCUCGGGCUGCAACGUGACGAAUGGCAAGGGCCGGGGCAUUGUCACAGCUACCGGCAUGGGUACCCGCAUCGGUCGUAUUGCGCAGCUCAUCGCUGGCGAGGAGGGUCCCAAGAAGAAGUGCUUCUGCCUGCCCGACACCUCCGCGAACCAGACGCCGCUCCAAAGGAAUCUCGAGCAGCUGGGUGCCAAGAUCGGAAUCCUGGCCAUCGUGGUCUGUGUGGUCGUUUUCAUCAUUGGUGUGGUCUUGCAGCGCCGGGACCUAGACUCGCCAGACAGCCCACCCGCGUUGUACAUGGUGCUCAUUGCCGUGACGCUGGCCGUGGCAGCCAUCCCUGAGGGCAUCCCGCUGUGCGUGACCAUCUCCCUCUCCAUUGGCUGCAGCGACAUGGUGAAGCAGCAUGUCUUGGUCCGCAAGCUCGCUGCCGUUGAGACCCUGGGCUCAGCGUCGGUGAUCUGCAGCGACAAGACGGGCACCCUCACAGAGGGCCACAUGACAGGAAGUUUGAACGUUCAGGGUUCAGGGAUGAGGGUUCCGGGUGGACUGGUGGUAGUGAUGGGGUCGUAA